Messenger RNA from Cylindrotheca closterium, 1014 nucleotides. The record is from the annotation of a GenBank genome assembly. Lineage: Eukaryota; Bacillariophyta; Bacillariophyceae; Bacillariales; Bacillariaceae.
AUGAUGACAUCCAUGUGGCAACGAUGGACCACCACUCCAUCGUCUUCGGAUGAUUUCUUGUUGGAAGAGGGAGCCGCCGCGGAGGAACGCGAUGAACACGAUGAACACGACGACUUGCCCAAACAAGUCCACGUGGGUUUGUCCAUUGAUUCCUCUCACAAAAGCGAGACUUCCAGUCUGAGUGAUUUUGAAGAAGGAAUGCCAUUGUGGGCCAGAGACAAUACUCCGCCUCGUUCCAAUUUGCGGACGCUGAAUGGUGGUGAAGACGGCAAUAACAUUGAUGAUGACGAUGAUGAUGGUCAAGACGAGCCACCUAAUCAUCGUCCUCAUGUGCCAUUGAAUCUGGAAAUCGAUCCAAUUGGAUUUCAAAUUCCAAUUCCCCAGCGCUGGCCUAUUUCUUUGGACUCUCCGCAUACAUCGACCUUGACGCAGCGUUCCAAGACUUCCACCAUCCCUUGUUCUUUGCCAACGUUGCCAAUGAAUGGUAGCCAAUUGCGAGGACCAGACGAUGAUGCUGUUGCUAAAAUGGAUCCAUUUCAAAUGCAAAACAAAAAGGCUGUAUCCGGCAAAAAGUUGAUGCGAAUGGUUUUUGCCGUUCUGGCCAUUGGACUUAUGGCCGUCUCGGUUCAUCAACAACGCGCUCUUCCAGAAUUGUGGUGGGAACGUGAACAAGGAGGAGCUAAAUUACGACGACACAAUUUGCCUACGUUCACAACACAACAAAGAAAGGCACAACCCCAACUAGCUACCUUUGAUACCAACAACCACCAGGUUCCGCAACGCCGAUCCAAUUUGGCAUUUGCUCGAGCUUCUUCCCAAUUGCCCGUCUUUGAAACCCAAAGCGAUGACGAACUAUUUACAGACAUUUCCAAUUCGAGUCCCUUUGUAUCCUUUUUGGGAGGAUGUGCCUUUGUUGCGAUUCUACUUGAGACGGGGUGGAAGGGAUACCAAAAGUCCAAAUUACAACGCAAUCAGACACAAGCCAUUCGACGGUUGUACAAACAGACUAACUGA